Molecule: messenger RNA, 5711 nt
Organism: Aspergillus candidus
Lineage: Eukaryota; Fungi; Ascomycota; Eurotiomycetes; Eurotiales; Aspergillaceae
Product: putative TFIIIC transcription initiation factor complex subunits Tfc3
Exons: 4
Coding region: 214-5592 (1792 amino acids)
Biological process (GO): 5S class rRNA transcription by RNA polymerase III; transcription initiation at RNA polymerase III promoter
Cellular component (GO): transcription factor TFIIIC complex
Molecular function (GO): DNA binding
Source: RefSeq, a predicted model, not a curated record
CCUGAGGUUCUCUACGCAUUCCUCAUUUUUCUCCCUCGACGACAACGGUUCGAAUCACGCCUCUCGCUCCACCAUCAAUCGGAUCUUUUUUUUCUCGACCUCUAAAAUAUACUCUAUUUUCAUCAAAGUCAUGAGCACGGCCUAAUAUAAGUCCGGGAAAAUUUUUUCCUCUUGGUUUCUUUCGCCUAGCCCUGACCCUAGUCAUGGAAAAAGAUGGCUCCUAGUCUAUGCGACCUGAUUGAUUUUUUGUUAGCGGAGAUAGCCCUUUGCGGUGCUCAAGGCGCCUCCCCGUCGGAUGUCUUGGCUUUGGUCGAUACGUUCUAUGCGAAAGCUCCCCAGCAGGGCUCAAGUCGCACGCAGGCGGUCGAUCGUCGCUUUCAAGCCAAGGUUUGGCUAUGGCUAACCAAAAACCCCGAGGUGUCGGUGGGCCAAAACCGAGAAUGGAAUCACUUGAGUUUAGAUGAUGCGGAACGGCACGGCGGCGCCCAACCCGAUGCGCGCGACGGCCAAGAGAGCGCGUCGGACAUCCGGGUGUUUGUGUCCGAAGAAAGAACCUGGCUCGCAAUCACUGGCCACGAACCGGAUGAGACCAAGGUGCUUCCGAUGGAAUUUACCCUGCUAUCGAUCAUCGCCUCGCGCAAGUCCCAAGGCAUCGUUCAGACCGAACUCGUCCGGCUCAGUGGCCAGGACAAGCGCUCCGUUCCCAAGAGAACCGACAUGUUACAGAAAAAGGGAUACAUCGAGAAACGGGCCAUCCAAAUCAAAUCUGCGCGUACGAGCCUGUGUACUUUGCGCAAGUUCCUGGUGCCGGAGCAUUCCACAACGGGGAUGACAACCGAUGCGGGACCGGACGCCAGGCCAGAUGAUGAUCAGAUGAUCGAUUUCGAGAAGUACCUCGACAAUCUUUUCAGCAUCCUUCGGGAGCACGAGAUUAUCUCGCGCCAUGAUUUGAAAACGCGACUUGGAUUUGCGGAUCGGUGGAGGUGGAAAAUCUUGUCUCGAUCGCUCCGCAAGUUUGAGAGGAUCGGUCUGCUCAUGAGAGUCAGGGCCUUGUCCCAGUAUACCGGCACCGGGAAACACUUUCAUUCUUGCGUCAGGCUUGUGCGAGAGCCGACUAAGCGGGACUACGAACUGUUCCAUGAGUAUGGCCAGAGUCUCAUCAGCAACCUCGAGGAAGCGAAUGCCGAGCUGGACGAGGACAUGGACCCCACGCAAGGGGCAGGCGAGCCGUCGUUGCAAACCCCCGACGGCUUGAAUAUGGCCAAGCGAGACGAGGACGUGGAGGUGUUCGGUCGACCCAUUCCCAUCUGGACCCCGGACCGAGUCGUCCACAAUCAGGUUUUCGAUGUCGUCGAUGCGACAGGCACCGCAGGGUGCACCAACCGGGAAGCUCUACAAACCUGCUUCGGACAAUUUUAUCGCAGGCCACUAGAAAACAUGUUGACUCGACUGGUGGAAUGCUGGCAACUGUCGCAGCCCUUGCAUCUGCGCCAUCGGGCCAUUGUGCGCGACAUAGCCUUGCAAAAGACCAUCACUCACUACAUCCAGUACUCGGCGGGCAACUUCCGAAAGGUCGUGGACGCCGGAGAGGCAGCGUGGGAAGCCGUGGAAUACACACCCAAGGGUAAUAAACCGAGUAGCCUUCGUCCUCCUCCCGCGAAUGCGCAGCCUGAACUUGAUGACUAUGGUCUAGCUCGGACGGUGCCCACGAAAGAUCUGGUGAAGAAGGGCCGUGCGUCUCUUUUCGAAUGCAUCGCGACAGUCGGGCCUCAGGACUACGUUUGUUCCAGCAGCGAUCUAAAAGCAAUGCAGUUGGACGAUGGCAGUUACGCCAUCUACCCAGGCGAAAGGAAACUUCCUGCAGGGGGAUCCAGAGACCCCGACAGCACUCCUCGGCGCCCCAGGGGCACACCGAUCAGGUUGAAAAUAGAGGAUCCAGACGUCCCUGAUAGAGAAUUGCUCGAUACUCCCGAGUCCGCACGCAUCGUGGAGCCCAGGUACUCCAGGAAAUUGAAAACCAGGGAAGACUCCGAACGUUUCCAUGGAAUGUCAGAAUUGGAGAAAUUGAAAUGUCUCGGUCUUGACGAAACAUGGACAGAGUACAGUAUUCUCCUGAUGGAACGUUCCAAUCCGGGGGUUUAUAUUACGCCUCGUGGGCGCCGACGACCAGCCGGCAAGAGACAAGGCCGACCAAGGAUCAGCCGCCUCGCCGCUUUCAAAUCGCCUAAGCUGUUGUCCCUGCCAUGGUUCGUCGAAGAAGCCGAGCCCGGGCAAAGCGAACCGGCAACUCCGGCCCAACAGGAUCACCGUGAAAUGAGUACCCCUGCCACCGCAUCUCAGUUUACUACACCUUCAAGAGGGGUCAAAAGGAGCUUGCGACAGCAUGCAUCUCUUAUGGAAUCUUCUCCGUUGAGGGAGGAGGCUGUAAAACACCGACGCCUCGAUGAACGUGAAGUCGACUCCGCCGAUGUUUCUAUGGCGGUGGCUUACAGUCCCAGUGGCUCCGCCGCAGAUGGGACACCCAUAACUGCCAGGGGGCAUUCUAAGCGCAAACGGACAGAGUCUCCCACUCCCGAACAACCAACAAGUACAGAUAGGGACCAAAACUCCACGACUCCUACUCGAAUUACUAAGACGCCACUGAAAAAAGCCCGUCCGGCGAGCAGCCUACCGGAGAGUGCAAUGGGAGACCCUUCCGCAGGAGAUAGCAUGGGCUCUCUAUCUAACCAGGACAUCACACCAGCUACUCCAAAUGCAGGCACAUCAGACGGGGCCAAUGGCACGGGCAAGAACUCCCAGGCCUUACAGGCCCCAGAAACGUCGAGUCCGAGGAUGAAGAUGGCAGAAAAGGGAGGAUCCAUGGGCUAUCUACGCAGAAAAAUCGUGAUGGACAUCGUGGAUAAGGUUGGAGGAGCCUUUCCCCUUGGUGCUGACCUCUGGUACCCGUUCGCGACGGCCUGGAAGAAAACGAAAUACAAAAAGACACCCGACAUGCGGACCGUCAGGACGGCGGUCAAACACCUCGUUGACGCUGGAAAGCUCCGGCAGUUCACAUUCAGUGGCAAAGACAGCAAAGGCGUGAUGGUGACAAGAAGCAUGAUCUGUAAGUCGGAGCUGCAGCCAGACGAUCCCCGCAUUAAAGACAUGCAAGCGACGAUCUUGGCCUCGGAAUCACGCAUCCCCUUACCUCCCAGCGUCGAAGUCGACCCAGAUCUUAGUAAAAACGGUGGCCGAAAAGUAGUUUUCAAGGACCCGAAGACGACUUAUCCGAUUCCGGUUGACCCUGGGCUCAGGGUGCAUCUGCAAGAAAAGCCCGCCUCUAUACUGGCGCAGGAAAGGAGAAAGGGCCGGAGCAUUCAGAGGAGGCUGCUCCAGAGGCUGAACUCCUCACGUGGCAAACAAGACCCAGCAAACCCGAAAGUGGUGCGCCUUGCGAGUAUUCAACGCCGCUCCGGACAAGAUGGCUCUGUGUCUGGUUUAACCUCAAUCUUCAGCCCGGACCAGGUAGGCCGCUCGACAAAGAGACGUGCCAACCCUCUUCAGGAUGGGUCCAACAUGAAGCGUCUCUGGAUUCCCAUAUCAUCCAUCGCUCCUUACGCGAUGCUCAUGAGCCCGAAACAGACUUUCAAUGCUAGCUCAGGGACCUUCUCAACAGAUGCUGGCCUCGCCGCCCUGCAGUCUCCCAGGGUGGGCGGUGACUUGCCGCGAUCGCUUGAAGACCUGUUGAAUAAGACUCGCCGAGACACCUUGAAAAAGUCGGAUCUCAGAGAUCCGCGGUCUGUUGGGUUCUUCCGGGAUAACGAGACCAUUCUCCGUUGGGAGCUUGAAAACGAAGAUUUCCUGGGGGUAAAGAGUGACGAUCUGAUGUACAUCAACCAAGCCAUCUACGACUCGUUCGACAGCGCUCCGGUUGACGGGAACAUCCGUUUCGAUAUCGACGAGCCCAAGCCCGAGGGGCUGGCCGCUAUAAUUGGACGGCCUGUGACUAGACGACAGAGGGGGGGCAAGCGCCGCUCACUACGCGAAUCCGCAUCGGAGUACCUUGAGUCCCCGAUGGACCGACUGAACAUGCUAGAUCCAGAAAUGGGCUUGCACUCAGAAGCAGGCAAGGCGGAAGCUGCUGCGACAGCACAGGAUGACGUUCCACGUAUCCGUCGAAACCGCCUUGCUCGUCUAGUCUCACCCAACCUGUUCCAGCGCAUCAUGACCGCCAUUGUUAUUGUUCGCACCCUGGCAGGGGGUUACGAUGGGCGGAUGGUAGACUGGAAUCUCGUUUCAAAGGCCUUCCCAGACUACGACGAGACCUUCAUCCAGGACAGGGGCAAGGCGAUUCUCAACAAAAACCGACUGCAACUCGCCAAGAUGCAAAGCGACUUCCAAGAGCGGUUCAUCGAAGCAUAUGCGCAAGAUCAAGUCCCACCGAUCAACUACGACGACCUAGACGGGUACGACUGGGUGGGGUUGGCGAACUGGGCGAACACACAGGUCGACGUCCCCAGAUCAGAAACUCACCCCGAUCUCCCUGCUACUCGGGAACAAUUCGACAGUGUCUUCGAAAUCCGCGAGGAGCCACUCACGUCCCUGGAAGAGGUGCACCAAGCCAACAACUCGGUAACAGUCAACCGGCGACGCGCGCUCCUCGCCGGGGUACCCUACGCUGCUCCCCUAGCAGAAAAGCCCAAGCAAGCCGGACCACGGAAGAAGGAGCUCGCCCAAAUGGAAGCAGCCAAGAGCUGGGUGCGCGCCAACGUCGUCACCUUCGAAGAGAAAUACAAACCCGCCGAAGCGCGCGUGACCCUCUCCCACCUCGGAGAAGACCUAAUCAACAACGCCCUACAGUCCCUAAUGACCGACCGAGUCAUCUCAAGCAGCAACCGCGGGCGCAUCAGCCCCGGCAGAAACUACACCAUCACAGACCUCUUCCUCCAAACCCUCGGUCGCAAGCGCGCCAUUGAAUGUACAGAGCUCCGUCGCGCCGCCCGCUUCAAGACCACCAUCCUGGACCCAGCCCUGCAAACCAAGGGCUCCUUCGACGUCAACUACCACGCCGAAGACGGCGACAUUCUCGCAGCGAUCAACCUCGCCGCGGAGGGCCGACUCCUCCUCAAGCCGCGUGAUCCGCCGCUGGAGAAAUUCGGCCUCACGGACGGUGGCUACCUGACGCGACUCAUCGACAAAGACAAACUCCACUUCUCUGUCGGACUCCACCCAACAGACCGAUACAUCUACGGGAACCCCCUGCAAGACAAACUGGUUUCGACCGCGCACCCCUGUCCCCCGCUGCUCACCAUCUCCCCGGAGAUCUCGGUACCCGAGAAAAUCCCCAUGUGGUUCGACAUCCACGGCGGCUUCGUCAAGGUGCUGUGGGACCUGGCGCUGGCUGCUGUCGUGGGGUGUAUCGCCACACGGCCGGGUGUCAGCGCAGGCAGUGUCACUACUAUGGUGAAGCCUACUAUGGGGGCCUGGGAGGUGGAGCUGCUGCUUGGGUGGAUGGAAGAGGUGGGCGUUGUUGUGCGUCAAGGCUGUAACGAGAGGGGUGAGACCGGGUGGGUUGUGAGAGAGUGGUGGUGGAUGGUGUUGGCUGCGCCUUGAUUUGUAUGAUAUGUAUUUAUUAGUGAUUGAAUGUGAUGUUUACGGAAUAACUUAGCUGGACUUUGCUCCGAUGUCUCUACUGGCCGCACAAGAGUGACAUUCCCACUUAUGCAUGCUCU